Molecule: messenger RNA, 5216 nt
Organism: Clarias gariepinus (North African catfish)
Lineage: Eukaryota; Metazoa; Chordata; Actinopteri; Siluriformes; Clariidae
Gene: parp8
Product: poly (ADP-ribose) polymerase family, member 8
Exons: 26
Coding region: 594-3107 (837 amino acids)
Biological process (GO): endoplasmic reticulum unfolded protein response
Cellular component (GO): nuclear envelope; membrane; intracellular anatomical structure
Molecular function (GO): NAD+ poly-ADP-ribosyltransferase activity; protein serine/threonine kinase activator activity; kinase binding
Source: RefSeq, a predicted model, not a curated record
AACACGAGAGAGGGAGAGAGAGAGAAAGAGAGAGAGCGAUUUGGUGACUCUGGAUCGCUGAUUUCGGUUGGUAUCGCGUCUGCUUCUGUAUUCUGCGGUAGUUUCACUUUAAGGGCUCGCGCUCGCUGCGAAUCGCCAUUGUUGAGGCUCGCGCAGUGAUGAGCAGCGAUGCUUCCGCCGUCCAACUGACAUUUCUCCUGUUCUCAGCUGCGAGACAGACGGAGCCUCCUCUGGCUACCGAGCGGAGCGGGCUGCGGGAUUGUUUUAUAUUUUUAUUUUGUUUAGUUUUUUUGUUUUAUGUUAAUAUUUUAUUUAUUUUCUUUUUCCAAAACAACAACAACAACAACAACAACAACAUUUAUUUAUGUUCUUUUGUAUUAGACGUUUUGCUGAGACGACAUGAGAUAUCGUGAGUCGCCGGAGUGACACCUGGGUCAGCAGCAGCAGCAGCAGCACUGGGACUGUCUACACGACUGAGAAAAAAAAAGAAGAAGAAGAAGAAGAAAAAAUACCAAAACAUCAGUGUUUAUAAGAGUAUUUACAGAAAUUCUUAGCAAGGCCGUUCUGUUUGAGGGUUUUGGAGUUUGAAGGGGAUGUGUUCAAGGCAAGAGAGGAUUCAAAAAGACGUCGACAUCGUAAUACAGAGGUGCCAGGCGGAUAAAGACUGCCCUUUCUCGGAUUUUCGAUUCACUGACGCGACCUUCACGUUUACCUACUUGAAGGGAUCGAAAAGUGUGUCCUACUCUGUACACGUCUCUGAUGAUUAUCCAGACAACACAUACGUCUCAAACUCUGAGAACAACGAUGAUGUUUUAGUCACAAGAGAUCCCAUACCAGUUAUCUUUCAUAGAAUCGCAACAGAGAUACGGACAGCUAACGAUGACAGCUGUCUCUCCAUCAAGUCAAGGCUUCAGAUUGAUAAAAACCCGUGCCAUUACACUGUAGAAGAGGAUUCAGAGGGAGAUAAUGACUCUGAAGAGUUCUACUAUGGUGGUCAGGUGAAUUAUGAUGGGGAACUUCACAAACACCCACAGCUGGAGGCUGACCUAGUAGCCGUGAGGGAGUUAUAUGGCCAUCAUGCGGUAUCUCUCAGGGAAUAUGGUGCAAUUGAUGAUGUAGACAUUGAUCUACAUAUUGAUGUCAGUUUCCUCGAUGAGGAAAUUGCCCUUGCCUGGGAUGUGAUCAGGACCGAACCUUUUAUCAUACGUCUUCACUGCUCGCUCACGCAGUAUCUGAAUGGACCAGUUCCCACCGUUGACGUAUUUCAAGCGUCCACAAAAGACAGGUUUGGCCUGGGACAUCAACUGAAAAAGAUAAUGCAGACCUUUGUCACACAGCAGUGGAAGCAUCAUACUAAAGACAAGCUUAACUGCCCCCAUAGCAAAAAGCAGACAGAUAAGAAGGUGAAGUCUCCUCUGCACAUCUUCUCAACACUCCGCAGGUCCCCCAGCUAUCCCCCACCAGGCUGCACAAAGAACAAAAAGAAACUCAAGCACGAGCAGGAUGGUGUGUCUAAAUCGCAUCGGCUCUUGCGCCGUACCUGUUCGGGCGCAGUGAAGCCUGAGGUAGACGGCUGUGCCGGAAAGCCCCGCAAACUCCUGGGACCUUCGCUGUCAGAGCAGACGCCUGGCCUCAAACCACCUCAGCGGCUCCUGUCGAGGCCCGAAGAGAACGUGCUCUCGCGGCCUCACCGUCUCCUGCAACGCUCCGGCUUAGGUGAGCCUCGGUGUGAACGUAGCACAGGCGCCGACAGUAGCAGCAGUCUGAAACCUCACCGGCUCCUGCACCGAACGGACGAGCUAGACGGUCUCAAGCACCACCACCGGCUCCUCGGCAGGUCCUGCUCCAGCAGUGCCAAGAUGACCAAAGGUGAGCCGAUCAAGGAGCCGUCUGGAGAGAGUCGUCGCCUCUCGCUCACCUCAGGGCUCAUAGGCAUCCUGGCUCCUGCGCUCUCUCCGGCACCACCGCCAAACAACGGAGCCAAGUCUAUACCCGUCAGAGACCGCGGCUUUCUCGUCCAGACAAUGGAUUAUGCAGAGCAGAGGAUCCCAGUCCUGAAUGAGUUCUGUGUGGUCUGUGAUGAACCUCAUGUCUUUCAAAAUGGACCAAUGCUCAGGCCCACAGUGUGUGAGAGAGAGUUGUGUGUCUUCGCCUUCCAAACGCUAGGAGUCAUGAACGAGGCUGCUCAUGAAAUCGCCACGGGUGCCCAGGUUGUUGACUUGCUGGUCGCCAUGUGUCGCUUUGCACUGGAAUCACCGAGAAAAGUAGUCAUUUUUGAGCCAUAUCCGUCUGUGGUAGAUCCCAGUGAUCCUCAGUCCUUGGCCUUCAACCCAAGGAAAAAGGACUACGACCGGGUGAUGAAAGCUCUUGAUAGCCUCACGUCUAUCAGAGAAAUGACCCAGGCACCAUAUUUGGAGAUAAAGAAGCAGAUGGACAGAAUCGAUCCCCUGGCUCACCCACUCUUACAAUGGGUCAUAUCCAGUAACAGGUCUCACAUAGUGAAGCUACCAGUGACCAGACAACUAAAGUUUAUGCACACCCCACACCAAUUCCUGUUACUCAGCAGCCCACCGGCCAAAGAAUCCAACUUUAGAGCUGCCAAAGGCCACUUUGGGAGUACAUUUGCUUUCCAUGGCUCGCACAUAGAGAACUGGCACUCCAUUUUGAGGAAUGGUUUGGUUGUGGCUUCCAAGACGAAACUCCAGCUCCAUGGCGCCAUCUAUGGGAGUGGAAUUUAUCUCAGCCCACUGUCAAGCAUAUCCUUUGGUUACUCAGGGAUAAACAAAAAGCCGCAGAAAGUGGCGUCGAAAGACGAAACUGCAACAAACAAAACCAACAUUCAUCUGCCGUCCCAGAAAAGAGGUCAGCACCCACAGUUUCUGCAGAGUCGCAAUCUGAAAUGCAUAGCCUUAUGUGAAGUUAUUACUUCGCUGGACCUUCAGAAGCAUGGAGAUAUCUGGGUAGUCCCAAACACUGAUCAUGUCUGCACACGAUUUUUCUUUGUCUAUGAGAAUGGACAGGUGGGCGACACAAGCAUCAACACACAGGACCCCUCCAUCCAUCGAGAGAUCUUACGAGUCAUUGGCAACCAAACAGCCACAGGAUGAACGACUCCAAAAGCAAUACCGCUGCCCAAACCUGCCCUCCUGAACUCAGAGCUGGAUAUUUGAGCUUGGGAGGUUUUAUCAUAAGUAUUUUACUAAUCACAAAACACAAGAUAAGAAAAUAUUUCCAAACUACGAAAUCAAAUACUUGUGGAUUUACACUGGCUAAACUCACGCUGAACAUUUUGCCAGGAUUCUUAAUACGGUAAACAUUUUUAAAGGCUGUGGUACAUCUUUCAGUUUAGAUGACAGACUGCCUGUUUUUUUUUUCUUUUUCUUUUUUAAUUAACAAAAAAAAAGGUCGUUCUUUCUGAAACAUUUUGAGACUUCUGCCGGAUGUUAUUUGGCCUUUGUGGUAAUACACCAUUCUGCAUUGUUUACUAAGGAUUGGACUUUUAAAAGUACGACUUUGUGCUUACCGAACGUGUUGAUAUGCACUUUAUUUUUUUUUUCUUAACGUAAAGUUUUAGUUCCAACUUUAUUAUAUUCAAAUGCCUUUAAAGCCAAUGGAUUGCAUAUUGACUUCAGCGAAGGUGAGCAGAGCUGAGACGUUAGACAGCUUAAAGGUUGUCGUGUUUACAAAUCCCAUGUUCCUGAGCUAUAUGAGUUUUUACAUGCUACCUGGCAGUAGCUGCUGGUUUACAGUUUCCCAAAAAGAAGUCACAGUUAAUCCCUUCUGAUCCCACUCUGCUAUUUUUUCAACCCAAUAACUGUGACAUUAAGUUGCCAUUUUGGUAUUAUAGUUACAAAAAUUAUUAAAAAGUAUUUAAUACAUAUUUGAAUGACACUGAUGGGAAAACAAAAUGCAUGUGGCUUUCCUUACAUUUACAUUGUCGGUUUGUGUUCUUAGAUAUUUUAAUAGCUUUUUUAUAGAAGACAAACUGGCACCCAGUUACAAAUGUAUUUAAAUAUUUCGGUAUAUAUUUUUUUUGUGCAGUUGAUUUAAGGUGAAAUAAAAGCUUGCUGCAUAUUUAUGUUUUUGGGUCCAAUCCAAAUGAGAAAGUACUUCAUGGUUAUUCUAGUACUUCUUUACAAUUGAUUCAAUGAGUUUAAAUGAUGCUGGUGCUUUCUGAAGACUGAUCAUCUUUAAAAAAAUAAAAAAUAAAUAAACAAAAAAUAUUCACUGAUCAUUUAUUAAAUUAAUUCCAGUCAAAGGAGAGUGCUAAAAACAGGUAUUAUUCUGUAAUUAUAACAAAAAUUAAAUGACAAACAUGAUUUUUAGAUCUGGACUGAUGUUAACUAUAAAUGUACAAUGAAACUGAAUUAGCAUGAAAUUUGUAAGAGACUUCAGAUGGAUUUUGUUUAUACAAAUAAUUUGACCUUUCUUGCAUAAUUUUUUAACUAUAUGCAGCACUGUGCAAAAGUCUUGAGCCACCCUUUAUUUCAUCAUACAGUGGAACCUUGGAUUAUGAACAUAAUUCGUUCCAGUAUUUCAAAACACUCGUAAACCAGAACAAAAUGAAUUUCCCCAUAAGGGAUAAUGGAAACUCAAAUUAUUCGUUCCACAGCCCAAAAAAAAUAAAUACAUAAAAAUAAUUAAUACAAAAUAUAAAGUAAAAAUAAAACAAAUUAACCUGCACUUUAAAAAUAAAUCCUGACAGAUAAUUGUUUUCGUUUAUGCGCGCAGGCGCUGUGUGUGUGUGUGUGAAGCUAAAGUGAGAGGAGAGGAGGAAUCAGCCCCUCCCCUCUUUUCAUCUUAAAAUGCAAAAAAGUAAUUAACCUGCACUUUACCUUUGAAAAGAAUCGCGACAGAGCAGUGUUUCUGUGUAAAGCAGAGUGUGUGUGUGUGUGUAUGUGUGUGAGAAUGGGCGAGGGGGGAGGGGGUGAAGGUGAGAGGAGGAGGGUGUGUGUGUAUGUGAGACCCAGGGAAAGAGAAAAUAGAUCUUUAACCUCUAAUAAGACUUUCUUUUGUUUUGUACCCUCGCACACACGUGUUAUAAUAAACAGUACAAAAGCACUGUACAUACACGCAUACAGACACAAAAUGUUUUAUGCACACACACGUGGUCACAGUAUUAUAGUUAACAGUACACGCAUGCACGGAUGUUCAUUAAACCAGUAAGAGAUGCGUACAAAGACCCAGCUGGGGACAUGAUUACCCACAAUUCCGCA